This is a messenger RNA of Vittaforma corneae ATCC 50505, 483 nucleotides long. RefSeq lists its product as uncharacterized. The record is from RefSeq and is a predicted model, not a curated record. Gene Ontology annotation, molecular function: DNA binding. Lineage: Eukaryota; Fungi; Microsporidia; Nosematidae. The transcript has a single exon. Bases 1 to 483 code for a protein of 160 amino acids.
AUGAGAGAGGCUGAGUACCAAAGACUCAAAGAUCUGUUUGAGAAGGAUGACGGAUUUAUUCCUACACCAAAGAAGACAUAUGAAGCAAUGUCCCUUGAAUUAUCUUCAAUUGAGAGUACGAUUAGAAUAUUCUUGUAUCUCAGAAGUCUAAAAGUUCAGAAUCAGUCAGUUCUGGUGUGCAGUCUUGAAGAGCAAUACACAACCAUUCUUAAAAGCAUCCCAAGAAACUUCAAACAAUUUUACUCCAACUAUGAAAAUAUAACAGCACAAAAUAAAAAAAUAGCAAUAAUAUGUGCAAGAGAAGUUAAAAGAAGUUUAUCUAGAACCUCAAAGACAAACCCGACACUCAAAAGUAAAAGAAUUAAUAAAGAACUAAGCUGUUCGAUUAAGAAGUUAACAAGAGAAGAGAUCAACAAACAGAAGAAAGAAGAAAAAGAGGAAGAGCAGAAGAGGAGGCGAGAAGAGAGGAAAAGGAGGAAUUAA